UGAGAGCAGUGCUAGAGCAAUCGGACUGUGGUGGAGCAUCAGGCAUCACAGACUCUCCAGGUUGAAUGGGAACAGCAGAGUUUUCAACCAGAGCAUUGACAGAGAGCCAACAGUGCAUGUGGAAAAUCUGAAUCAAUGCUUUGAGUAUUGAACUGACUAUCAUAAAAUACAUUCUCAUUUACAAAACAAUGAAACAUUCAUUGAUUUUGGAGGUCUUCCUGCCGUCAAACAUGGCAUUUGUGUUGGCUCUUCUGCUGUUGGUCUUGCCGAGUCCUGCUCAGUUGAGCGAAGAUCUGCUGACAGCAUCUCAACACGUGUCCAGGGCUAUCAAACCUCAGCCUUUUAAAGUUGUGGUUUCGGACACAUGUGCACAGGACAAGACCAGAGGCAAAGAGAUAGACCUGGACCCUGAUUCUCCUCUGGUGUUGACCCAUCGGAUCCAUCUGGUGCCAGGGUCAGGGGCAGGUUGUGGAGGGUGUGAGGUGGAUUUUGCAGCCCUGCGUGAUCGUAUUGAAAGACUGGAGAAGGAGGUGUCAGACCUGAGAGAGAAUUGUGGUGGUCCAGAGGGAUGCUGCACUUCCCAGCAGAGCAAGGGUGCAGUAUGUACCACAGUUCGUCCUGCGACAGACGAUUGUCUGGAUGACUGCAGUGACCAGGGCCGCUGUGUAGAUGGGAAAUGUGUGUGUUUCCCGGGAUUCAGUGGUGCUGACUGCAGCAUAGCCGACUGCCCUGAUGACUGCAACAACAGGGGCAAGUGUGUGAACGGAGAGUGUGUGUGUGACAGGGGCUUCACCGGUCCAGACUGCUCCACCAAUACAUGUCCCGAUAACUGCAAUAACAGAGGACGCUGUGUAAAUGGCAAGUGUGUGUGUGAUGCCGGUUUUACCGGGCCCAACUGCAGAACACUGACCUGUCCUGAUAACUGCAACAACAGAGGCCUCUGCGUAAAUGGAAAAUGUGUAUGUGCCACCGGAUUUACCGGGCCCAACUGCGGGACGCAGACCUGCCCUGAAAACUGCCAUAACCGUGGCCGCUGUGUGAACGGGAAAUGUGUGUGCGACUCUGGAUUCACAGGACCCAGCUGCUCCGAGAUGUCUUGUCCUGGGAACUGCAACAAACGCGGACAGUGUGUAAAUGGACAGUGUGUGUGCGAGAGCAGCUUUAUGGGGCCGGACUGCUCGUCCAGAUCAUGUCCCAGGAAUUGCAGUAACCGGGGCCGAUGCGUCGACGGCCAGUGCGUGUGUGACGCCGGUUUUACUGGAUCGGAUUGCUCAUUCAAGGCUUGUCCCGGUAACUGCAGCAACAGAGGCAGAUGUGUGAAUGGGAAGUGUGUGUGUGACAUGGGAUUCUCCGGUCAGGACUGCUCCACCAAAACCUGCCCCAAUAACUGCAGUAACAGAGGGCGCUGUGUGAAGGGCCGCUGCGUGUGUCACCGUGGUUUCACUGGGCCCAACUGCAGUGAAUGCGAGUCUGGAUUCACAGGGGCUGACUGCAACUCUGAACUGGCGGGUGUCUCUGGUCUCAGCACUCGGGACAUCACUGAAUCGUCUGUCACUUUGUUCUGGACUCCACCAGCAGCGCAGUAUGACACAUACCACAUCACUUUCACCAGCAUGAAAGAAACCGAUCAGAAAAUAACCUCCAAAAUCAGUGGCAGGCUGAGCACUUACACUCAGAUUGGACUGGCUGCUGGACAGGAGUACACAGUCAGCCUCACUGGAGAGAAAGAUGGCGUGAUGGGAGCAGAGAGCACAGCUGAAUUUACCACCUUGAUCUCUGGCCCCAAAAACUUGCAAGUUGUAAAGACAACCACUACAUCAGUCAUUGUCCAGUGGGAGAAAGCACUGGGAGAGAUUGACAGGUACAUCCUCUCCGUUGUACCCAAUCAGACAGAUGGAUCAGGGAUCAGACUUCCAGAGAUGAACCUCCCCUCACAGAGGGAUUCAGCCCAGAUUGAUGGCCUGGAGCCAGGCCGCUUGUAUGACAUCACUUUAGUGGUGGAGAAAGAUAGCUCCCAGAGCCUGCCAGCAACUGUACAGGCAACUCCUGGUCCCGAGCCACCAUCUAAUCUUGUGUUCAGUGAAGUGACCGACAGCUCUUUCACUCUGUCCUGGACCAAACCCAAGAGCAAAGUGUCUGGCUUUAAGAUCACCUACACUCACGUACAAGAAGGUGAGCCGAUCUCUGUUAGUGUCGAUUCAGACACAGCCCAUCUGGCUCUCUCAAGACUGCCACCUGGAUCCUCCUAUGAGGUCAGCGUGAUGUCAGUGCUCGGACAAGAUGAGAGCGAUUCCAUCAAGGAUACUGUCACCACUUUGCCCGACCCACCAACAGACCUGAGGGCCAUAAAUAUCACAGACAGUAAAGCACUGUUGCUGUGGAGACCUGCCCUGGCAACCAUUGAUCAUUACAUCAUUAAGUACAGUUCUGACACAGUACCUGGAUCUGAAAAAACCAUCAAAGUAUCUGGCAAUGCAGCUGAACAGCAGCUGCAGGCCUUGCAAACUUCCACCAAGUAUAGCGUGACCAUUCAAAGCCAACUGCGAAACCUGAGCAGUGCAGCAGCCAGCACAGUUUUCACAACCUCCAGUGGCUCUGAUAAACAAGGGGACAGUCCCCGUGAUCUCAAAGCCAGUCAGGUGACGCCUCGUGCUGCUGUGUUGUCAUGGAAACCACCUGCAUCAGCCGUCAGUAGUUACAAGUUGAGAUAUUACACAGAAGGCCAGGACAUUAAGGAAGUAGUUCUUGAUCCCUCAAUCAAGGAGUUCAAGUUAAACCAACUAUAUCCAAUGUCAACAUACACAGCUAAUCUACAGGCCGAGAGAGGUGGUCAAUACAUGGUUGCCAUCUCUACUGAGUUCACCACUGGGAAUCUUCGAUAUCCGUUUCCCACUGAUUGUUCACAGGAGAAACAGAAUGGAGCGCUGGAGUCUGGAAUUGUUGAGGUGUUUCCACAGAGGAAGCAGGGAAAGCCAGUGCUUGUGUACUGUGACAUGGAGACUGACGGAGGAGGGUGGACGGUGUUUCAGAGAAGAAAGGAUGGGAAAACAAACUUCUUCAGGGGCUGGCGUGAAUACAGCCGUGGGUUUGGAGAUCUGGAUGGAGAAUUCUGGCUCGGGAAUGAGCAGCUUCAUAACUUCACUCAGAUGAACCCAAUGACUCUGAGAGUGGACCUGAGAGCAGGAGACCAGUCUGUCUAUGCUCAUUAUUCCUCCUUUUCUGUGGAUAGCCAGAAAAAACAUUACACCAUCAGAGUGUCUGGAUACUCGGGCACAGCCGGUGACUCUAUGACAUAUCAUAAUGGACGGCCGUUCUCCACCCGGGACAGAGACUCUCAGCCUUUCAUCACCCGCUGUGCCAUGUCUUAUAGAGGGGGCUGGUGGUACAAGAACUGUCAUGAAGCCAACCUAAAUGGUCUUUACAACACAAACACCAACCACCAGGGAGUAAUCUGGACAGGGUGGAAAGGCAAAGAUUUCUCAAUUCCCUUCACUGAGAUGAAAUUCCGCCCAGCCUCAUUCAAACUUUGAACUGCAACAGAUGGAAGGAGUGAAGGAGAGAUCAGAAGAACAGGGACAAUCUGUUUAUGGACACAAGCACACACAGUACAAUAAGGAAAACACACACAUGCAACACACACUCUAAUAUCAUUAAUGCACAUAUAACCAUACAAUGGAAACCUUGUGAAGUAGUAACAUCUACAUAUAUAAUAUCUAGGCCCAGACGCAAUCUGCAGACUUUUUUCACAUUUUCUGUGCUGAUUUUGGGGGAAAACCUGUGGAAUGGAUUUUAAAAUGUGUUAAACUAACCUGGGAGUACCACACAAGGGGCAGAGCAUUUGUAAUUGAAGAAAAUUCCAAUUCUAUGGAAAUCUGUGGAGCUUUCUGCAGAGUUCUGUAUGCGCAGAUUCAGUGUGGGCCUGCUCAUAUCUAAAAUAUCUAAAGGCCAUGAAGGCCAUGAAGGCUAUUCAUCCGUAGCUUAUAUAAUAUAGUUUAAAGUUUCUAUAGAUUCUCUUUCAUCUCUGCGUUAUGACACCAGGGUUGAGCAAAAUUCAAAAUUAUGGAAUUGGCUCCCUUUCAAUUCAUGAGUUGAAAUUUGAAUUGAAUUGGCCACACCCCACAGGAUAUGGAACUGAAAUGACAGGAAGAAGAAUUAAUUGCUAUUCAAAGAAACUGAACACACAACAGAGGAAUUUAAUAGGUCCAACACAACAAUUAAAUGGGCAAGAACAGAUCUCUCCUUAGGUGUUCUGUUUAAAGUGCCUCAUGUUGUUUUGAAGACAUUGGGGUAAAUUAGAGCAUUCUGGGAAAUGAACUGUUUAUCCACCAUGAUCCAUAAAGUAAAAGUUAGUUUAUUAAAAAAUCUUUCAUACUGAAUUCAUUUAAUUCAUACUGAAAAAAAAUUUAUUAUUAUAAUCUGCACUUGCAAUUCUGCAUCCUGGUUGCUACCUCAAUUCAAAUUCAGAAAUUAAAUGUUAAUUUCAAAGGCAUUCUCAAUUCGGUUCUGAAUGGCACACAGGUGUAGGAAAUAUUAUGCACUGCCUUGUUCACUAUGGAUUAAGCUAUAUGGAUCAGGUGUCACAUAUAUCAGCUUGAACUAUCAAGAUUAUGAUGUUUGUAUUCAUAUUGGGAUUUUAUGUUGUAUGCACUGUAUUUCAGUGUUGUUUAGAAUGAUUUCAUAAAAUAAAUAAAAACUGAAAGUGGAUAUAUAUUACUGUUGGCCUCUUAUGGCUCUAUGAAAUCAAUGCUUUUUAUUGGAUUUUGAUAUAAUAAAAU
Molecule: messenger RNA, 4775 nt
Organism: Myxocyprinus asiaticus (Chinese sucker)
Lineage: Eukaryota; Metazoa; Chordata; Actinopteri; Cypriniformes; Catostomidae
Product: tenascin-X
Exons: 17
Coding region: 189-3530 (1113 amino acids)
Molecular function (GO): protein binding
Source: RefSeq, a predicted model, not a curated record